AUGUUUAGAUCAUUGGUAACUAGACAAGGUCCAUUGGCACGUGCCAGUUUGAAUGGAUACUUGGCUGCUCAAAGAGCUGGUCACAGAAAACCAAUCCACUUCAAGGAUGGUCAAUAUGAUGGUGAGAUUCCAGAGACAUUUGACCAACACCCAGAUAUGAUGGCACCAGAUGAUGAUCCAUAUUUGAAUCGUAAUCCACAGGCUGCAGUCAACUAUUUCUUUGGAAUGUUUGGUGCACUUGCUGUAGUUGGUCUUGGUUGUUAUCUCUUCAUCAGUCCAUUAAAGAAGGAAGUCGUUGAAAGAGAUUUACCAUUUGAUAAUUUAUAUUUAGAGUAUGGAGGUGAUCCCGAUAAGAUCCCAAAUGAAAAGGAAUGGAGAGUUCGUAUGGGUGACAGACAAGCCAUCUACAAAGCAAAGCAUGGUGACAAUUAA
Messenger RNA from Heterostelium album PN500, 432 nucleotides. RefSeq lists its product as uncharacterized. NCBI's taxonomy places the organism in Eukaryota, Evosea, Eumycetozoa, Acytosteliales, Acytosteliaceae. The record is from RefSeq and is a predicted model, not a curated record. The transcript is spliced from 3 exons. Bases 1 to 432 code for a protein of 143 amino acids.